UUGAGAAUCCCUACCAGCCCAACAGUCCUCUCCAAGAGUGGAAUUCCCUUGAGAGUGUGUGGGUUGUUCUCCACUCUUUGCUGGCCGCCAGGAUCCGGGAAUUCACAAUGCAGGGCGCCUUUGAGUCCGAGGGAAGCAGGGCAGGGACCAUCUAGCAACCACGAUGGGAGGAGGGAGGAGGCGGCCAGCGGGAGGAAAGCAUCAGGGCCUAGCCUGACGCAGCAGCAGCCCUGGAGGUGGCCCCCGCCAGUGCUGCUGGGCGUCAGGAUACAGUAGGUCCUGCGACUCCUCCAGUCGCGAGACCUAGAAGGGUCUCCCACCGCCCUCAUCCUCAAGCCCAAGCCAAGGGAGGUGCCCUCUGAGCUAGCCACGGAAGAGGGCGGGGAUUGGAGCGUGUGAAGAAGAGAGGGAGGGACGGGCUCUCCUCGCCACUCGCCGCUGGUGGCCGCAGGCGCCCUGCGCUGCCGCCGUCUCCCGGGCGGAGCUGCACCCGGAGCCGCGACUGUAUUGAGAACGUGUGAAUGUCCGCGUGGACCAGGGCCGCGCGGGCCCCGCGCCUCCUCCGGCUGGCUCCCGCGUUCUGCUGUGUAUGUUCGCUUCUUGUCACUGUGCGCCGAGAGGCAGAAGGACUAUGAAAAUGAUUCACUUUCGGAGCUCCAGUAUCAAAUCGCUCAACCAGGAGAUGAAAUGCACCAUUCGACUGCUGGACGACUCGGAGGUCUCCUGCCAUAUCCAGAGGGAAACCAAAGGGCAGUUUCUCAUUGAAUACAUCUGCAACUACUAUAGUUUGUUGGAGAAGGACUACUUUGGAAUUCGCUAUGUGGACCCAGAGAAGCAAAGGCACUGGCUUGAGCCUAACAAGUCCAUCUUCAAGCAAAUGAAAUCUCAUCCACCAUACACCAUGUGCUUUAGAGUGAAAUUCUACCCACAUGAACCCUUGAAGAUUAAAGAAGAGCUCACAAGGUAUUUUUCUUUUUCACAUAUUUACUCUACCCCUUACAUUCAGGCAGAGCCUCUGCUAUCUUAUAGGCUAUACAUUCUUAUUAUGGAGAGCAGAACACCUCCAGGUAGCAGGCUUUGGAGUCAGCAUUGUGUUUCUCAUAUUCUUAUUGGCCUUGGGAUAUUUUAUAGACAACCAUUGUCAUUGAGAAAGUAUUAUCCCUACAGGAAAGCAAUGGUUAUGAAAGGCAAGCUCUCUAGAACACUUGAUAGUUGUGAAAACCAGAUGCAGCAUGAAAGAAAGAGCUCAGAGACAGCAUCGAACAAACUGCACAGGCGUGAAUCCAGGAAAUUCAUCACCACUUACCACACCAGAGGAAACAACGCCUUUAGACGAUCUAACUCAGCCAUGUUACAGUUAAUGGUUACAGCUGAGUUUGGUGAUUACUAUCCUGAUGAGCAUCCUGAGAAUUAUAUCAGUGAAUUUGAAAUUUUUCCCAAGCAGUCACAGAAGUUAGAGAGAAAAAUCAUGGAAAUUCAUAACAAUGAACUCAGAGGUCAAAGCCCAGCAAUGGCUGAAUUCAACUUACUCUUGAAAGCUCAUACAUUGGAAACUUAUGGUGUGGAUCCUCACCCAUGCAAGGAUUCAAGAGGUGCUACAGCAUUUUUAGGAUUCACUGCUGCGGGUUUUGUUGUAUUCCAGGGAAAUAAAAGAAUUCAUUUGAGAAAAUGGUCAGAUGUCUGCAAAUUGAAGUUUGAAGGGAAGACAUUUUACGUGAUUGGCUCCCAGAAAGAGAAGAACGCUGUUUUGGCAUUCCAUACUUCAACACCAGCUGCCUGCAAACAUUUAUGGAAAUGUGGGGUAGAAAACCAAGCCUUUUAUAAGUAUGCAAAGUCCAGUCAAAUCAAGACUGUGUCAAGCAGCAAGAUAUUUUUUAAAGGAAGUAGAUUUCGAUACAGUGGUAAAGUUGCUAAGGAGGUGGUGGAGGCAAGCUCCAAAAUCCAGAGGGAUCCUCCUGAGGUGCACAGAGUCAACAUUACUCAGAGUCGCAGCUUUCACUCCCUGAACAAACAGCUCAUCAUCAACAUGGAACCUUUGCAACCCCUGCUUCCUUCCCCCACUGAACAGGAAGAAGAAGUUCCUAUGGGUGAGGGUACCCCCUUGCCUAAAAUGGAUGUGUCUGAGUCCCUAAUUGCCAGUUCACCAGUAAAGGGAGCUCAGUGUGCAGAUCCUCCAGAUGAAGAGGAAGAUAGACUAAAAGAAGACCCCUUGACCAUCUCUGAACUAGCAUACAAUCCCAGCGCCAGUCUGCUCCCUACCCCAGUGGAUGAUGAUGAAAUCAACAUGCUCUUUGACUGUCCAUCCAGGCUCGAGUUAGAAAGAGAAGACACGGAUUCAUUUGAGGAACUCGAAGCAGAUGAAAAUGCUUUUUUGAUUGCUGAAGAGGAGGAGCUGAAGGAAGCUCGCCAAGCUUUGUCAUGGAGCUAUUCCAUCCUGACCGGCCGUAUCUGGGUCAAUCCCCUGGUCAAGAGUUUUUCCAGGCUCCUUGUGGUGGGCCUGGGACUGCUGCUGUUUGUAUUUCCCCUGCUCCUCCUCCUUUUGGAGUCAGGUAUUGAUCUCUCCUUCUUAUGCGAAAUCCGUCAGACACCAGAGUUUGAGCAGUUUCACUAUGAAUACUAUUGUCCCCUGAAGGAGUGGGUGGCUGGGAAGGUCAAUAUCUUCCUCUACAUGCUGGGUUGUUCAUAAAAUUCAUAUCUGAUAAGAUGAAGGGCUAUCUAAAAUACUAGUCGUAUCAUUUUCAGUAGAUGCUAGGUUUUGAAUGGCCUUGACUUGUCAAGAGGUAGUCUUAACUCUUGACUUUUUACUCUCUUAACUGCUCAAACCUUGAAAUAAGUUUUCUGUACUUCAUUACUUCAUUGAGUUUAAAUCAAUCAAAAUCAAAUACAGUUCUUUGAGUUAUCCUUCAGAAAGGCAGUCAUGAAGUAAAAAAAAAAAUCUUUCCUUAUCAUACCAUAAAAAUUUAAUAUAUUGGAUUAGUUUUUCCUCUUUCUUUAUUGUGAACUAUAAUCAAAAUCAGAAUUUUAGUAAAAAUACAAGGGAAAUCUUUUUAAUAUAACCUUUGGGGAAAAUAACAUUCUCUUACUGUUGCCUAUACAUUUAAGUUGAUGCUGAGUUUUUCUUUCAGUUUUUUUUAAAAAAAAUAUUUUUACGCGUUCUAACUAUUUUGGUAAAUUUUUAGCAAACAAAACGAAGCUUUCUGGAAUUAUUUAAGUAUACCUACUGUAAAACUAAUGCACAUGGAAUUUUUUAAUGUUUUGGCACCUGAUUUUUUUAAAGAUAUUUUUUGGCUAACUAACCCAUAAUUUAAUACCUGUAUAUGACUUUGCAAAAAUGAUAGUAAAAAACUAUAGAAAGUUCUCACAACAGAUGAUUGAACUACAAGAUGUGAGCAUAAAGAAGAUUGAGUUGACAUUGUGCAGUCUAGUUUCAAAGUUUUGGACAUGAUAACCUUAUAAUUUCAUUAGUAUUUUUAGUUUAUCCAUAUAUUUGGACUGGGGAGGCAGAGUGUUCUUAAAUGAAAUUAAAACUGAUUGUAAUAGUAAAAUUGUGAAAAAGAUCACCUAGUUAAUUGUUAUUGUUUACUAAUCAGAGCAAAAGCAAGCAGGAGUUUGGCAAAUAGAAGGU
Messenger RNA from Rattus rattus (black rat), 3625 nucleotides. RefSeq names its product FERM domain containing 3 (gene Frmd3). Bases 590 to 2686 code for a protein of 698 amino acids. The record is from RefSeq and is a predicted model, not a curated record. Gene Ontology annotation, cellular component: cytoskeleton. The transcript has 14 exons. Lineage: Eukaryota; Metazoa; Chordata; Mammalia; Rodentia; Muridae.